AUGGCUACAGGACUGUGUCCCGACCGCACGCCCCUUGUCUGCUUCCAGUCGCCCCCUUCCUCGUCUUCCGGUUCAGAGCGGAAGUAUGAAGAGCGGGCUGCGAACGGCGGGCAGGGGCUCUCCCCCUCAGCGCGCCGAUGCAACCAAGGAUCCGCCGCUCUCUCUAUUCCGGCGCUUCCUUUGGUACUGUUAGCCGCUGCGCUUUGGGCCGCGUACAUCAACCACGUUGAUUUGCCGUCGCCGGUGCCUCCGUCAGCGCAUCCGUCGGUCUUCUCUGAAGGCCGGGUGCGCUCCUUUCUCAACGCGUUUACCGCGGGUGUGCGGACACUCGGGAGCUGCAACAACGAGCUUUUCGCUCCGCUGCUGAUGCUGCGCUACAUCAAAGACGAGAUUCUGGGAGGCCGGCGGCCCUCUUCAAAGCCUGCCGCGCCGGAUUCAUCGCAGUCAGACUGCGGCGAGCGUUCCUCUCCGUCUGUGGACCCCGUCGUCGUGCAUGCGUUCUCGUAUUAUCUCCAGGCGACGUACGACCCGCCGGCCUCGUUUCCGCCCUUCCCGGCGAACAGGAAGCCACCCUCGCACCAGGAGGGAGCGCUCCCGCGCAUGUUCCCGCCUGCGCUUCUUUCGUCGCUCUCGCUGUGUUCCAUUCCUCUCGGGGGCUCUGAAUCUGGCCAUGGAACGCUUCCGGAGCACCUGCGCCGGCGUCUCUCGUCGAUCGAGGUCCCGCAGUGCGUCUCGGCGGCGCACGCGCUUCACGUGUGCGAGGGCGCAGAGCAUGCGCCGACUGCGCCGAGGCGGAGGACGACGUGGAGCGACCCCACACACGCUGCGCUCUCUGCAGCUGAGAACGAACUCGGGGAAGCUUGGGAGAAGCCGAGUGCGGCGGCUCUCCAGGCGGCUGUCGAGAGCGCGGUAGACGCCUACGACGCCGCUGUGGACGCGGGCCUCUCCGCGUCGUUCAAGCACGUAGUGAACACGUCGCACGAAUUCGACAGCAUCCUGGGCGCGCUGCACCCCCCAACGACGCUCGGAACCUCUUCGGCUGCGACCGCGGCAGCCGCGACGUCUUCCGCGAGCGUCUGGUGGGCAGGGACGCCUCAGCUGCGAACGCGUUGCUUCAAAGUCACGCGCCACUUUUUGGCGUCUGCUGAAGCGAAGGCGAUUCUGGAGGGCGGGGAGGGCAGCGAAGGAUCGCCUGCGUAUGACGACGCGGUGAGGAACCUGAUCGUUGCCGACCUCUCGUUCAGUUCCGCAGCGGCUGGGGGAGCGUUUUUCCACUGGAAGGAUGGCAGACACGUGCUCUACUCGGGCUUGUACGACCUUGCGCUGCGGCUCCAGCCCUUAGGCGUGCUGGAGAGCGACAAAAGUGCGAAGCGAAACGCCCUUCUCCUGUCCGCCCACGCGGACAGCGCGAGUGGGUCGCCCGGCGCCAGCGACGACGCCGCGAUGGUCGGGUCGCUCUUGGAAGUCGCCAGAAACGUCGUGCACAUGCACCUUGAGAGCGUGGAGAAGGGACAAAAAGGGGCGAAUGAGGGACGGAGGGCAGGCUGGGAAGGACCUAGCAGCUUUUGGAAGAUCGAAGCUCCGUUGAUCGUUGACAUCAACGGCGCCGAGGAAAUCGGGCUUCUGGGCGCGCACGGCUUCGCCACGCUUCACCCAUUCGCCCGCCAGGUCGCGUACGCUCUCAACUUGGAAUCCGCGGGUCGAGGCGGCAAGGAGAAUCUCAUCCAGACGAGCGGACCUCACGGCACGCGCAUCGUUUCUCACUACCAGUCCGCCGCAUCUUCGCCGAGCGCCUCCUCACUCGUGAUGGACGUCGGCGACAUGGGGCUCUUCCCCGGCGAAACAGAUCUUCGAGUGUGGCGCGACGUGUUGCAUGUGAAGGGAGGGAUUGAGUUCGCGUGGACUACGGACGGUUUCUACUACCACACGAAGUACGAUGACAUCCACCACAUUCGGCCGGGCGCCAUUCAGCGCGUCGGCGACCUCGCACGCGCGCUCACGCUGAGGUUAACGCAGGAUCUCGCGACCCAAGGGGACGAGGAAGGAAAGGGCGAGAGCGCACGCGUCGAGAAAAGUGCGGGCGGAGAGGGCGCGCACGUGUGGGCAGACAACGCGCGUGAUGGAGGCGCGAGCCAGGGAGACAGCUCCACGCGGAGCUCCGAGAGCGGAGCUGCGUCCACGUCUUUUUCGCUCUUCGAGACAAUGCCCAAGACAUCCUGGCCUCGCUCGUCGCAGUUUUUCGCGGACGUGCUGGGCAGCGUCCUCUUGGUGUUUCCGCUUCGCUUCUUCGAAGUUCUGCUGGUGGCGCUGGGCGCUCUUCUGGUCGCGCAAGUCCGCCUGGAGAGAUCGGUGCUUGGCCUCACGUUCUCUCUUCCUCUUCUUCUUCUCUCGGUGGGCUCCUUGCUCCUGGCGCUGAUCGCGCCGCUCGUGCUCACCGCUGUCCUCUCACAGGCGACCUCUUUUCUGCUUUUCCCCCUCAUCACCUUCUGGGACUGGCGCCUCGGCGCAGCCCUCUACGCGACGCUGGGUGCGGCCGCCUUCCUCGGCGCCUGGUACAGACUGCUGUUCAAGGGACUUUUUGUGCGCUUUCCAGCGAGUCGGCAUCCGUUCAAGGCAGAGCAAGCUGCACUCCACGGCGCCAUUGGGUUCUCGCUUCUUCUUCUCUGCGUCUUGCGCUACUCGGGGGCGCGGGCGGCGUUUGCGCCCCUUCUGUUCCUUCUCCUCGCCUCUGCGAGCCGCGUGCUGACCUUGUCGCUGCUCCACGAGCCGCGCUGCGCCGCGCCAGGGGAGGAGGCCGGCGGAGGCCGCUCGCCGAACCGCGCGGCGACCGCGAAAGCCACGACAGUGGAGCACCGCGAGGACGAGUGUCCCAACGCAUGCGGCACAUGCGGAAAGACGCCAACCUGUAAGGCGCUGAUGCUGUGCGCCGCGCACUGCGCCUUCUUGCUUCUGCCAACGAUCGCCCUGCUCCAGACGGCGUUGCUUCUGUCGAAUACAAUGGCGCCGGUGCUGGGCCGCGUGAACUCGGUGUGGGGCCUGGGAGACAGUUUCGCGUUUACAGUAUCGGUCCUUCCGUUUUUGAUUUUCCUCCUUCCUCUCCUAGUGUCGCCGGCGCUGUUUUUCUCGCUGCACCACAGCGCCGCGGAGGUCGGAGACCCCUCUCAGGGUCCUCCGCCGCGUCGCACUGCAUCGCCGAGACGGCGAACGCGGCGCAGCGUCAUGUCCCUCUGGAUCUUGCUGGGGGCCGUCGGCGCGGCGCUGGUCGCACUCGGCGUCGUGUUCGUCCAUCGAGAUCUUCCAGAAGAGGAGCUGGCGGACGGCGAAGCCCUGGGCACGGCGCGGGAGACUCCGGCAGUCGAGAGCCCCGGCGUGUUCGCGCCGGACUCGACGCGAGUCACGCGAGCACUGAGCGCAUGGCAGAUGCAGGCGGCCGCGCAGCUCCGGCGGCUCGGAAUCUUUUCGGCGGGAAAGACAGGGACAGACGAGGAGACGCUGUUUCCGUACUCGAAGGCGACUCCGCUGCGAAUCGAGGUUCGGCUCUUCAGCAGGAAGACGGUGCGCGGCUUCACGGAGGAGGGCGCGGACGAGGGCGUGCUGGCUCUCGAGGGAACCGACGGAAAAGCCGAAAAGGUUGGCGUCCUCAUCAGAGGCAUCAGUCCAUCCGGGCGCGUGAUGGAUCCCACGAGCCAUGCGACGGCGCGCGUGGUGGCGGCGUUGCGGGCGGCGGUUUCCGUCGCUCUGCGAAAGGGCGAGGGAGGAGGAGGGACAGGCAAUCUCGACGGAGACGCGGAGGCCCUUCUGUGGCCUCGCUUCAUCUCAGAGGAGAAGUUCGUGCACUUUGAGAACUUGCCUGCCGAGGAGACGGUGAAGCUGAUGAUGCGCUUUCCCCAGGUCCCUGUUGCGAUGAACACGGGGCAUGCCAUCUCGCUCUUCUUUUCUUCCCGAGAGGGAAAGGCGCCACGCAGCGCAGAGGACGACGCAGAGGGCUUCUUUCCCCCACAUCUCCUCCUGCCGCCCCGCCCAGUCGCUGGCCAGUCCACACAAGACCCGUCGCUUCCCUCUCCGAUUUUUCUUCAGCCGACAAUGGCUGCUUUGUCUUCGCGCUAUAACUUAACCACCGACCAGACGCAGCUGCACAUUCGCAUAGGCGGCGCCUCGCUCUUUUCUCUUCUGCUUCCCGCGUCGCCGAUCGUCGGCUGGAGCCUCGACAAGACGAUGAGCCUCGAGCGGACGCGAGACUGUGACUGCUUCAGGAUCACAGUGUUCGCUCCUCACCCGCCUGCCUUUGCAGAGUUUUCCCUCACCCUGAAAGGAAAAUCGGGGUUGACUUUCAGUUCGACGUCCUCUCUAAUGGACCCCCUGGAGCCUGUCGCAGGCUGUCGAGAGGCGUCUCUUUUCGCGGCGGCGCUCUCGCCAGAGGCGUUCACGUCCCCUCCGCCGCCGCAGGAACACAGGAAGGCUUCUGCAUCCCGUCGGCGACAACGCGCGAAGGCGCGCACAGAUAGUCGCGGGCAGGGGCCGCCACAUAUCGUUUUCUGGGAAGAACUGGAGAGACGCCUGCCGGCGUACGUUGUAGGGACCUACUACGCCGCGGAGCACAUCCAGUGGGAGAUACCCGCGCCGCCCUUCGACGGACGCUUUUAUGGGUAG
Molecule: messenger RNA, 4650 nt
Organism: Besnoitia besnoiti
Lineage: Eukaryota; Apicomplexa; Conoidasida; Eucoccidiorida; Sarcocystidae
Product: peptidase, M28 family protein
Exons: 11
Coding region: 1-4650 (1549 amino acids)
Biological process (GO): proteolysis
Molecular function (GO): metalloexopeptidase activity
Source: RefSeq, a predicted model, not a curated record